Geosmithia morbida is the source of this 1233-nucleotide messenger RNA. RefSeq names its product glycerate 2-kinase. NCBI's taxonomy places the organism in Eukaryota, Fungi, Ascomycota, Sordariomycetes, Hypocreales, Bionectriaceae. The transcript has a single exon. The record is from RefSeq and is a predicted model, not a curated record. Gene Ontology annotation, molecular function: glycerate kinase activity. Bases 1 to 1233 code for a protein of 410 amino acids.
AUGACCAUUGCUGCAAUGCCCCCGAGCGUCAGAGUCCUCGUUUGCCCUUCGGGUUUUAAGGGCAGCCUUCAGCCCGGUAAGGCAGCCGACUGCAUAGAGGCUGGUAUUCUGUCUGUCGAGCCCAACGCUCUUGUCCGCAAGGUCCCCCUCGUCGAUGGGGGCGAGGGCUUCACCCAAGCCUUGGUGGCGGCCACCAAAGGUACCAUCCACAACAUCUCGGUCACCGGCCCCAUUGGUAAGCCCGUAGAGUCAUUCUUCGGGAUCCUCGGCCAGACGUCUACCAUGACGGAGCCAAAGACAGCUGUGAUAGAGAUGGCGGCGGCGGCUGGGCUCAGCCUCGUACCGCCCGACUGCCGAAAACCCGGUAUCACGACCACCUAUGGUGUCGGGCAAUUGAUUCUCGCCGCGAUCGAAGCUGGUGCCCAAAGGCUCCUCGUGGGUUGUGGAGACUCUGGAACAUGCGACGGGGGCGCCGGCAUGCUGCAGGCCCUGGGUGCUCGUCUUAUUGACCGAGACGGAUAUAUCAUUCCCGAGGCUGGGGGUGGAGAGUCGCUCAUAGGGCUUUCCAACAUCGACCUCUCCGGGAUUGACUCGAAACUGCGCAACCUACCCAUCUCGGCCGCUGUCAACUGGCACAAUGUUCUCUGUGGUCCCCGCGGAGUGGCCGCCGUCUUUGGCCCACAGAAGGGAGCUACCGAGGAACAAAUAGCGCGCCUGUCGACGGCGAUGGAUGCUUUGGCCCGUGUGGCCGGCACGCUACUUCAGGACGACAACGUCGGCCUGUCUCCCGGUAGCGGAGCAUCCGGCGGCCUAGGCACUGGACUGCGUCUUAUCGGCACCAAGCUGAGGCCACGAUACGAUCUGGUCAUGGAGUACCUGUCUCUAGAAGGGCUGUUUGACGAAUGCGACCUUGUCCUGACGGCUGAGGGCGGCAUCGACAAUCAGACACCGAUGGGCAAGAUCCCUGGCGAGAUCGCCCGACGUGCAAAGAAGCACAAUCUCCCUGUCAUUGCCAUUGCGGGGACCAUCGGCACCGGGGCUAGGGUCAACUAUACAAUCGGUAUCGACGCCUAUGCGUGUAUUCUGCAACGGCCGACGACCUUAGAGAGAGCCGUUCAGGAGGCAGAAAGGUUGACUACAGAAAGUGCAGAGUCGGUCAUGCGAUUGAUUUCAAUUGGAAGAGUCAUGGAGAUUGGAAAUGGGACCGGAAUAACUCAGGUGAAGAAUAUCUGA